Messenger RNA from Bradysia coprophila, 1938 nucleotides. Its product is annotated as vacuolar protein sorting-associated protein 26B-like. The record is from RefSeq and is a predicted model, not a curated record. Gene Ontology annotation, biological process: intracellular protein transport. NCBI's taxonomy places the organism in Eukaryota, Metazoa, Arthropoda, Insecta, Diptera, Sciaridae.
GUCACAAAAUAUACCAAAAUGGCCACCUUUUUUGUGCGGUGUUAAAUUAUUGUUGAAACUAUUUUUGAAAUAUUAAAGGUAACGAAUCAUUAACCAAGAAACAUUUGUCGUAAUUUGGAACCCGGUUGUGUUCGUUUGAAUGUUAAAUAAAGUUUGUCCAAUUGCGCUAAACGUGAUCGUUACGUAGAUGGUAAAUUUAUAGUUAACUAAUCAGAGCAUUCCAAUUUUUCAUCAAUUAUUCGAACAUUUUGAUGGUUUUUUUUUUUCCGGUGCUAUUGGUGUCAUACAAUAAAAUCAAUUGUAUGUUUUAACGUUCAGUGUUUUUCAUCAACAAUUUCCAUAUCUUCAGGUUAAACGAAUAACACAGAAAAAAAAAGUUACACGAUCCGCCUCGUAACAAUAGACUCAGAGCUUAAUAAACGAACGGAAAUUGAACUGGAACAAUUUUGAUAGUAUGAAUUAUUUCGGAUUCGGUCAAUCCGCCGAUGUGGACAUCGUUUUUGAUGGGGCGGAAAAUCGUAAAUUGGCCGAGGUGAAAACAGAAGACAGCAAAAAGGAAAAGUAUCUGCUGUACUACGACGGUGAAACGGUGUCCGGCAAAGUGAAUGUAACGCUACGGAAGCCGGGCAGUAAACUCGAACACCAUGGUAUUAAGAUCGAAUUGAUUGGACAAAUUGAACUGUACUACGAUCGUGGCAAUCAUCAUGAGUUCACAUCGUUGGUGAGAGAAUUGGCCCGACCCGGCGAUUUGAUCCAGAACACUAGUUAUCCGUUCGAAUUUGCAAAUGUGGAGAAGCCAUUUGAGGUGUAUGUGGGCUCAAAUGUGCGGUUGAGGUAUUUUUUACGUGUGACGAUUGUGCGCCGCAUCAGUGAUAUUGUGAGGGAAAUUGAUAUUGCGGUCCAUACACUUUGUAGUUAUCCGGAAAUGAAUUGUCCGAUCAAAAUGGAAGUUGGCAUCGAAGACUGUUUACACAUAGAAUUUGAGUACAAUAAAUCCAAAUACCACUUAAAGGAUGUCAUAGUCGGAAAGAUCUACUUCCUGUUGGUACGCAUUAAGAUUAAACACAUGGAAAUAGCGAUUAUAAAACGGGAAACAACUGGAUCUGGUCCGAACACGUUCACGGAAAAUGAAACCAUAGCCAAGUAUGAAAUAAUGGACGGCGCUCCCGUCAAAGGUGAAAGCAUACCGAUCCGAGUGUUUCUGGCCGGUUAUGAUCUCACACCAACGAUGCGUGAUAUAAACAAAAAGUUUUCGGUGAGAUAUUUCCUGAAUCUGGUGCUGAUGGACACGGAGGAUCGUCGUUACUUCAAGCAACAGGAGAUAACUUUGUGGCGCAAAGCUGACAAAAGUCGCAAAUCGGCCUUAACAUCGUCAAACAAUCCGCACGUGCCAUCACAUUUAGUUGGUUCGGAUGGUGAAAUCAUGGGUACACAGAAUUCGGCCCAUCAGCCUAAUCAAGAUGAAGAUGGACCUGCUGGUGACAAUGAUCCGACGAUGGGACUGUUCACUCAGGAAAGUCCACAACAACCACAAAAUCCAAUUUCCAUUUCGGAUUCGAAUAGUAAUAAGCCGUCUCAUCCACGACCGGCAGAUGGUACCAUUGGUGAUCAGUCUGCAUCGCUAUUCGAUGAAGCCACAAAUCCAGCAACAGCACCAAAUUCAACGUCCCAAUUAACUCAAUCAGCAACGGAAGCGGCCGCAGUGUCAGAGUGUAGUAAUAGUGAAAACAAUAGUUCGACAACAGUUGAUUCGUCAACUACACCGCUGGCGUCGAAUGUCGAUUCAACAUCCGAAUAAAUUUUGUGAAUUGCACCACACAUUUCUAAUGUAAACUGCUGGGCAAUUCACACUAUUAAAUUGAAAUAUUUAUAGUCUAUGUCAUUAUUAAGAAUUAUAAAGAGAAAGAAAGGAAAAAUUAAUUAAAAAAAGAAGAAAAA